This is a messenger RNA of Arachis ipaensis, 1350 nucleotides long. Lineage: Eukaryota; Viridiplantae; Streptophyta; Magnoliopsida; Fabales; Fabaceae. The record is from RefSeq and is a predicted model, not a curated record.
AUGUCGACGUCGCAAGUAGAAGGGGUUUCAAGUGUGGUUGCUCUUCCACCCCCGUCUCCCCGCCGGAGUUCAUUAAUGGAGUGCGUUGUGGCUGAACCGGUGGAUUGUGUUCCAUCUCCAGGCGGGAAUGAGAUUUCAUCCAAUCCAAAUGAAAAUAUAGUUGAACCUCUCGUCGUCGAUCCUGUGCAAAUGACUAAGGCCACGCAAAUGUUGGAUGUUACUGAUGUUGGAAGUGAUGAGAUGGAUAUUUGUGACAAGUUGCCUGAUCACGAUUCCCUGGAGGAAGAUGAAAUACUAAGCAUUGGAAUGCGGUUUGCGAAGUUGCAACUAGCUCAUGAUUUUUAUGUUAGCUACACCAAGAAAGUUGGAUUUGCAACUAAGAUAAGGACGACAAUAUUUGACAAGAUCACGAAGAAACCCGUUAACCAGGCUAUCCACUGUAAUCGGGAUCGCAUCCGCGGGUCUCGUGUCAAAGCACCAACGCGCAAAAACCCGAUUUCAGCCGCCGUGUGCAAGGUUGAGCUGAGGCACACGCACCUAUGUUCGGCGAAGAAGGCAGUGCACUACCGUGAGUAUAGGCAGCUGAGUAUGCAUGCGAAAUACGUGAUUCAGAAUAAUGAUGAGGCUGGGAUUCGACCAAACAAGACCUUCCUAGCUUUGGCCAAUGAAGCUGGGGGCCCGUUGAAUCUGGGAUUCUCAGAAAAGGAUUUAAGAAACUAUAUUACAGCAAGACUCCGAACCAGCAACGCAAAUGCCGAUGUUAGGGAGAUGAUGAACUAUUUCAUGAGAAUGAAGGAAAUCAAUCCGAACUUCUUCUAUGCAGUAAAAUUGGAUGAUGAGUGUAGAUUUAGGAGUGCAGUUUGGGUUGAUGCAAGGUGCAGGACUUCCUAUGAAUACUACGGAGACGUUGUGUCACUCGAUAGCACUUAUAGUACAAACAGGCAUGGGUUACCGUUUGCAUCGUUCGUCGGUGUCAACCACCAUGGUAAGUCGGCCCUCCUUGGAUGUGCGCUGUUGGGAAACGAGGAAAUUCCAAGUUAUGAGUGGGUUUUUACCCAAUGGGUGACGUGCAUGGGAACAGCUCCACAGUGCAUCAUUACUGAUCAAUGCAGAUCCAUGUUCGGUGCGAUUAGAAAGGCUUUACCCAAUACACGUCACCAUUGGUGCAUAUGGCACAUCAUGAAGAAGUUUCCUCAGAAGCUUGGAGGUUAUUGUCGGUACGGAGAGUUGUAUGCCGACCUCAGGGACAUUGUUUUCAACUCUCGGACGGAGGAGUCAUUUGAGAGAAAAUGGUUUGAAUUUAUGGAGGAGUACAAUUUACAUGACAACACAUGGCUAUCAGGUUCGUAG